Phaedon cochleariae (mustard beetle) is the source of this 852-nucleotide messenger RNA. The record is from the annotation of a GenBank genome assembly. Lineage: Eukaryota; Metazoa; Arthropoda; Insecta; Coleoptera; Chrysomelidae.
AUGCUAUUAUUCAAAAGAAAGAAAAAAGAGAGCGAACCCAGAAAAAUAGAGGAACAAAUAACAAAUACGAAAACCAUAUACGAUAACAUAGAAAUAAAUAUGCAACUCUCCAGACUGGAGAAGGCAAAAGUGCUCACAACUGCCCUGAGGCACUAUGUGAGAAAUAAACAUAUCAAAGCUCACGCUGAUGGGCUCCUGGCGGAGACACCAGAGGACAACGUCAUUCAGUUCUUAUACCCUGUGUUGGGACUGCUUGACUGCAGUGCAUGCCGAAGGGAACAGCGAAUCUCAACAUUCGCCGCACCUGAAGCUGCACAGGUGCACGUUGAAGCGAACCACCCCAAGCUAACCAUUCAAUGGAAAUGCCGAGACUGUACGAGGAUAUUUCCAGGUUGGAAGAACAUCAUCCAACAUCCUCGAUACUGUAAAAGAGAGGCGCCAAUCGAGAUUGGUGAAUUCCAGUGCGAGCAAUGCCCCCGAAAAUUCUCCACUAAAACUGGCAGAUCUUUACACCAGAAAAGCGCGCAUCCAGUCGAGCGUAAUAUCGCAAGACUGGAAAGCGCGCAAAAGCCGGUAGCGAAGCCCCCUAGACGCGUCCAGGGUGGCUGGACAGAAGAUGAGGAAGCAAGGCUCGUGGAACUGGAACCCCAAUAUCGAGGCGAGUACUAUAUCAACAAGUUACUCCAGCCUCACUUUCCCGGUAGGACCGUAAAGCAAAUAUCUGACAAACGUCGGAAUAUUGCUGAAAGGAAUAUGCGAAGGGAUAGGGAAGCGAACAACGAAAAUGCAGAACAAGCCCCACACCCACUUGGGUUACCUGAAGCACCUUUACCGAAUAUAGAGACAACAUAG